CUGCGGCCAGACGAUAACAAUUUGCUCUAUCAGAGACAAUCUAGGCGGUGCAGACGCACCCUUCUCUUAUCAUUAUUGGGAAUCCACAAUACUCGUCCGGCCCACCGGCCGCCCACCCAAUCAUAUGCUUCUCGGAGGGGAGCAGGUUGCUUUAAAAACUGCAUCUGGUGCUGGAGAUUUGCUGACCAGCACGGAAAAUCCUUGAGCAGGCAAAAUGGUUGAAUGGACAGACUUCGAGCGCGCCACCAUCCAGGACAUCUUCAGCAAGAUGGAGUAUGAGGUCGUGGGACCUGCAGCUCUUUCCAGGUGUCUGAUCGUCUACCCCUGGACUCAGAGGUAUUUCGGCAACUUUGGAAACCUCUACAACGCAGCUGCUAUCAUGGGGAAUCCUCUGAUUGCAAAACACGGAACAACUAUCCUCCACGGUCUGGACCGGGGUGUGAAGAACAUGGACGACAUCAAGGCGACCUAUGCCGAGCUGAGCGUGCUGCACUCCGAGAAACUGCACGUGGACCCCGACAAUUUCAGGCUCAUUUCCGACUGCCUGACCAUUGUGAUCGCUGCUCGAAUGGGUAAAGACUUCACUGGUGAGGUCCAGGCAGCUUUCCAGAAGUUCAUCGCAGUGGUGGUGAACGCCCUGGGAAGACAGUACCACUAGAGAGCUGCAGCAGAAGACCAUCA
Molecule: messenger RNA, 681 nt
Organism: Epinephelus fuscoguttatus (brown-marbled grouper)
Lineage: Eukaryota; Metazoa; Chordata; Actinopteri; Perciformes; Serranidae
Product: hemoglobin subunit beta-2-like
Exons: 3
Coding region: 215-658 (147 amino acids)
Biological process (GO): oxygen transport; hydrogen peroxide catabolic process
Cellular component (GO): blood microparticle; haptoglobin-hemoglobin complex; hemoglobin complex
Molecular function (GO): haptoglobin binding; peroxidase activity; oxygen binding
Source: RefSeq, a predicted model, not a curated record